AUGAGAUUAUUGAUUUGUGUAUUGUUGUUAAGUAAAUUAUCAUUGACGCAGCUUAAUUCUGAUAAAUCUGAGCAAUUCUGGAUUGAAGCUGAAUUAUUGAAAGUGAACUGGAUGCGUACUUGUUUAACGACUGGUGGUUGUGCUGAACCGCGAUUUCGAAUAGUGAAAUCAAGUAUUACCACAAAAGAGCAACUAACAAUCAGUUGGCCAGUGACGCAAAAUCUUGUCCAGGAUCAUCCUUGCAAAUUUGUCAGCCACUGGAGCCGAGGCUCACCUGAUGAUCUGACUAUAAGAACUGAAGUAGCUGGAAUCGAUCCAACAUAUAAUUUUCCUCGGAUUUGUGAUUCAUCGCAAAAAAUCCGUAUUUUUCCAGUAUCAUUUGGAGAUUCAAUCAGAAAUGGAGAAUUGAGUAGAUACGAGUCCAUAUUAACUGAUUCUGCAUCAACAAAAACUGUGAUUGAGAUUAAAGCGAAAUGUUUCAACUCGACUAUCGCUGUACAAAAGCAUAUCACUCGAUGUCCGUGGUGUACUGAAAGCACCAAUUUCGCAAUUGUUGAGCAACAGUAUGGUAUAGAUUCGGAUGCUGAUUUCGCACAACAAUAUGCAAUUCGUGAUCAAUUAUUCAGUGUAAGCUUAAUAGCUUUAGCUAGUAUCGCAGUUGCAAGUUCAGUAGCCUUUAUUUGCAUUUUUAUUGCAUUCUUUCGCCAAAGGCGCUCACAUAAUCUUCUGAAAAAAAGUCGUCGACUCGAUAUUUAUAAUGAAAAUUGUCGAAAAUCGCAAGCUGAUAGUUAUCGAACAGAUGAUGGAACGAGGUAUGAAAUGCCUUGGGAUAAGAAAUACAAACCAAUCCCGUUUCUUAUUGCCAACAGUUGUGAUCUGCAGCGCUCUCCACCCAUAGAUUCCUCAUCUACGGCAGCCAUCGGACCCUUUUCGAGAUCUCCGAGAACAACCAUCAUUAGUAACUCACAUAUUUCGCCAAAUGUGUCAUUUACGGAACAGCAUGAUGAUAGCGGUUUAGAAUCCGUGUAA
This is a messenger RNA of Dracunculus medinensis (Guinea worm), 1029 nucleotides long. The record is from the annotation of a GenBank genome assembly. Lineage: Eukaryota; Metazoa; Nematoda; Chromadorea; Rhabditida; Dracunculidae.